UCGAGGUACGGGCAAUGCGCCCCCUAGUUGUAGGUUAUCGCACUUUGUGUGAUGUACAUGUGGACGUGCUCCUCUCCUGCGGAGAGGAAUUGGGCCGUCCACGAGGGUGUACAAACGAAGAAGCGUAACCGACUUGAGUUCGAGAAGGUCGCGAAGUUGGUUGAGAUCUCAACCAACGUCCGCCUUCUCUCUCAUCAGCGGGCAGGCCGCGGGUUCGCACUGCCGUGGACUUUGGAUGAGUCGUUGUUGGACGUGGAGGGAGGUAUCGGGAUUCACCCCUCGUGGAAGGGGACGGACGAGAGCAGGACACGGGAGGAGCUCGAGGAGCAGAGACGUUCUUGGCAGCGAGACCUAUGUGGGUCGAGAGCUCCUCCGGGUGAUGUGGGCGAUGUUCUUGGUACUCGAGCCGCCACAUUGCACCGGUACCCUCGAGACGAUAGUGAUUCCGAGGGUGACGAGGACGAGCCGGCGGGCCCCGCUACCGCCGGUCCUGCGGCGGAUGAGCGUGAUGCGUGGAGCGACCCAGAGGACGUCCGGAGACGGAGUGGUGGAGAUGACCUUUUCAUUGGAGUUGACUUGGAGGAGGAGUCCGGGGGUCGUCACGAGAGCCCUCCACAGCGUCAGAGGACUACAUCUGCUGACCCGAGGUCCUUCGAGAGGGAGAGAGAUCUUGGGUCCGCACCUUCAAAGGGGGCAGAGUCGGGGAUUGACCAUCUUCUUGCGCGUGUUCGUACUGGUACGGCAUCAUCCACCGCUCUUCCCACUUCGACGGAGCAGCUUCGUCGACAGCCAGCUGGGGAUGAUCGAUUGCACAGAUUGGUGAGGGGCCCUAGACAGCGAUUGCAGGACAGAUUAGAGGUCGGUUCUUCACCGAUGCAGGGGGACGACGGAGAUAGACAGGGGUUGGCUCGUAGAGAUGGUGGUGCGUUGGCCGGAGGUGGAGGCGGUGCAGAGGUUGCUGCGGCGGUUGAGGCGCACGAAAUUCGGAGUGCCGGGGAUGAGCAGAUACCGAUGACGGGGGGUGGAGCCGGUUUUAGUGAGUUUGGUGACUUGGGUAUGCCCCUGGGAGAGAGCGUGGGUCUGGCCCGAGGAGAGAGUGAGUCCCGUGGGGACAUCUGUGUGGGUAUGCAGGAGUUGUUGGGACAGAUCAGCUUAGUGGACCCGAGUAGUUUCUCCCCUGCCAUGCGAGCAGAGGUGAUGUCGGGGGCAGAGGGGGAUGAGGACCGGACACCCCCUGGAGAGACAUUUGCAAAGAGGUUGGAUAGGCUUGAUAGUCGUCGAGCUGGCCUCAUGGCGCAGAGGGACCCCAGGACGCAGGAGCUCGCCCGUCGUGCGGCCGAGGAGCGACAGAGGCAGUUGGGGACAUUUACGCCAGCAUCCGUUAACAUAGCGCCAGCUGCCCACACGGAUCCUCCGGCAGAGGUUCACGACACGCCGCAGCUGGAGGCGGCUUCAGCGAAGGUUUUGAGCACGGGAGUAGGUGUUCGCCAGGGCAUGCACGAGAGCGGAUUGGCACCGACAGAGGAGACAAGUUCGGAGCCAGUGCAGCCUCCUGGCGUCCAGGUGAGGCCAGAGGAGACGUUGCACGAGGUCACGACCGUCCCUCAGACUCCUCUGCCCAGGGGUUCAGUCGAGGGUGCCGUGCAGAUGUCCCCGGGUCUGGAGGACAUACAGACGGGGCAGUCAGUGGGCGUUGAUGAUAUUCGCCCAUCGACACAGGCGGAGGGGAUAGCAGCCAGCACUGGGGGGGAGGGGGCCGUAGCGGGGGCCGUUGGUGUUGGCGAGGUGGGGGUGCCUGCUUAGGGCGAUCCGAUGUCCACGUCUG
This is a messenger RNA of Chara braunii, 1825 nucleotides long. The record is from the annotation of a GenBank genome assembly. NCBI's taxonomy places the organism in Eukaryota, Viridiplantae, Streptophyta, Charophyceae, Charales, Characeae.